Populus euphratica (Euphrates poplar) is the source of this 1998-nucleotide messenger RNA. Its product is annotated as xyloglucan galactosyltransferase KATAMARI1 homolog. The record is from RefSeq and is a predicted model, not a curated record. Gene Ontology annotation, biological process: xyloglucan biosynthetic process. Gene Ontology annotation, molecular function: galactosyltransferase activity. Bases 169 to 1707 code for a protein of 512 amino acids. NCBI's taxonomy places the organism in Eukaryota, Viridiplantae, Streptophyta, Magnoliopsida, Malpighiales, Salicaceae. The transcript has a single exon.
UCAGCGGACCGUCCGGUACCUUCUUUAACCAGAGAUCCUACCUUACUUGUGCCCAUCACCACAACCCCCUCUCUCUUUAAGAGACAUCACAAACAUCAAGAACACAACUCCACUCGACACGCUCUUUCAUCUCUCGCCACCACCAGCAGCCGGGAAAGUAAAAUUCUGAUGAUGUUUCCACUCUCAAACCCUUCAUCUUCACCUGAAUCCCAAAUCAAGAAAUCAAAAACUCCACUUGAUGUCCGAAGGAAAGACUCUUUCAAGUCACCUCAAGCGUUUCUUGCUGCUCAUUACCCUUCCAUAAACCAACCUCGGUUAUGCCUUUUCCUUUCCAUCUUCUUCAUUCAAAUCCUCCUCCUCCUCGCUCUCCGCUCCGUUCCUCGUUCUUUCCACCAUCGCCUCCACCACUUCCCGGCUCCCGUCACUGCCCACCACCUCACUCCAACCCUCACCACCACCACCGCCUCCUUCCCCGCCAGCACAGUGAAAGGGGAGACAUCCUGCGAGUUUGGUGAAAUCUUUGUCUACGAUCUUCCGAGUGCUUUGAACCACGAAUUGGUUAACAACUGUGAUGAAUUGAACCCUUGGAGUUCGAGCUGUGCCGCGUUGUCGAAUGACGGAUUUGGCCCUGUGGCCGCUGGAAUUUCCAGCGUUGUACCGGAAAAUCUUGCUGCUGCUUGGUACUGGACUGAUCAGUUUGUCACUGAAGUUCUUUUCCACAACAGAAUUUUGAAUCAUAAAUGUAGAACUCAAGACCCCAACAAUGCGACAGCCUUUUACAUUCCAUUCUACGUUGGACUCGCUGUCGGGAAAUUUCUAUGGCUCAAGAACUCAUCCGCUGAAGAACGUGAUUUUCACUGCGAAAUGAUGCUCAAGUGGGUUCAAGACCAGCCGUAUUUCACAAGAAAUGGUGGAUGGGAUCAUUUCUUGACGAUGGGAAGGAUAUCCUGGGAUUUUAGACGGUCCAGGGACGAGGAAUGGGGUUCGAGUUGCAUUCACAAGCCAGGUAUGCGAAACAUUACUCGUCUUUUGAUCGAGCGAAAUCCCUGGGAUUAUUUUGAUGUUGGUGUUCCUUAUCCUACGGGAUUCCACCCUCGAUCAGACAAUGAUGUUGUCGAAUGGCAGGAUUUUGUCCGAAAUCGUAACAGGAAGAGUCUUUUCUGUUUUGCUGGUGCUAAACGUAGCAAAAUCAAGGAUGAUUUUCGAGGGCUGCUGUUGAAUCAUUGUAGGAACGAGUCUGAUUCAUGCCGAGUUGUGGAUUGUGCUGGUUCUAAAUGUUCUAAUGGAACUUCGAUAAUUCUUGAAACGUUCUUGGAUUCUGUUUUCUGUUUGCAGCCCAGGGGUGAUAGUUUUACAAGAAGGUCGAUUUUUGAUUGUAUGAUUGCUGGUUCGAUCCCAGUUUUGUUCUGGAAAAGAACUGCUUAUGAUCAGUAUGAGUGGUUUUUGCCGGCUGAGCCAGAUAGCUAUUCGGUGUUUAUAGAUCGAAAUGAAGUGAAAAAUGGGACUACUUCUAUUCGGAAAGUGCUUGAGAGGUACAGUGAGGAUGAGAUUAGGAGAAUGAGGGAGAGAGUUAUUGAAUAUAUACCAAAGUUUUUGUAUGCUAGACCCGAUGAAGGUUUAGAGACUAUAAAGGAUGCUUUUGACGUUGCCAUUGAUGGGGUUUUGAGGAGGUUCAAAGAGCAAGAGCAACCUGGCUACAGGUGGUAGUUGGGAGGAAAUUAAGAAAUGAUGGUGAUUUGGGUACCUGGGAUUCAAUUUGGGAAGAUGAUCACGUACCCAAGUUUAUCCAGGAGAGAUUUGUUACAAGAAAAUUUAUAGGGAAACAAUUACUACAAGUUCAUUCUUACAGUUCUUUUUUGUAUGUAUUCUUCACAAUAAUGUUGCUUACUACAUUUGUAAUUCUUUGGAGUCUUGAGGACCAGGAAUUUUCAGAAAUAAAUGUUGUGUAAUUGGGCAGUAAAAUUUAUUAUCUAGUGAAACUGAAGCCUUCAUCGGAUA